This is a messenger RNA of Chaetomium globosum CBS 148.51, 1005 nucleotides long. RefSeq lists its product as uncharacterized. The transcript is spliced from 3 exons. The coding region runs from base 1 to 1005 and encodes 334 amino acids. Gene Ontology annotation, biological process: eisosome assembly; negative regulation of protein kinase activity; endocytosis. Gene Ontology annotation, cellular component: plasma membrane; eisosome filament. Lineage: Eukaryota; Fungi; Ascomycota; Sordariomycetes; Sordariales; Chaetomiaceae. Gene Ontology annotation, molecular function: lipid binding. The record is from RefSeq and is a predicted model, not a curated record.
AUGUUGAACCGCGCCCUCUCCAUCCGCUCCUCCAACCGCUCCUCCAACGGCACCACCUCCACAACAACAUCCUCCGGCACCACCACCACCACGGCCUCCUCCUCCCACCGCAAGCCCUUCUCCUUCCACUCGCUGCGCGGCGCCUCCCAGCCCGCCCUCUCCAAGCGCCUCUACCGCCUGAUCAAGUCGGCCAACACGCUGGUGUCGGCGCACGAGACGGCCGCGCGCGAGCGCCUGUCCAUCGCCACCCAGCUGUCCGAGUGGGGCGAGCAGACGCCCGCGGCGUACACUGUCGCGGGUGGGAGUGGUGGGGGCGGGAGUGGGAAUGAUGCGGCGGUGUCGGAUGUGAGCGACAAGAUCGGGGUGUUGUUGUCGGAGCUGGGUGAGCAGGAGGAGGCCUAUGCGGCACGGCUGGAUGAGAGCCGUGCGGUGUUGAAGGUGGUGCGGAAUACGGAGAAGAGCGUGCAGCCGAGUCGGGAUGGGAAGAGGAAGGUGGCGGAGGAGAUUCAGAGGCUAAAGAUUAAGGAGCCGCAGAGUGCGAGGCUGGUGACGUUGGAGCAGGAGCUGGUGAGGGCCGAGGCGGAGAAUUUGGUGGCGGAGGCGCAGUUGGGGAAUGUGACCAGGCAGAAACUCAAGGAGGCGUACACCGUCGACUUCCUCGCCACGAUCGAGCGCGCCGAGAAGCAAGCCAUCCUUGCGAGGCACGGGUUGCGGUUGUUGCAGCUGCUGGAUGACACACCCGUGGUACCAGGAGAUGUGCGACCUCCAUAUGCGCAUGCCUCACAAACGAGGCAAAUUCUGAACGACGCCGAAGAUGACUUGCGGGAGUGGCGGUUAGAUGCUGGAUUUAUGGGUGACGAUAAGACCGUCGUCAUGGAUGGGAGCGAGCCGUCAACACAGAGAGCUGAGGAGACGGGGAAGCAGAAGGAGAAGCCGAAGCAAAAAGAGGCUGAAAAGGGACACGUUCCUGGCACAAGUGGCGACGGAUUGGGUGACAAGUACUGA